This is a messenger RNA of Pseudoliparis swirei, 495 nucleotides long. Its product is annotated as nuclear factor NF-kappa-B p100 subunit-like. The transcript has 3 exons. Gene Ontology annotation, molecular function: RNA polymerase II cis-regulatory region sequence-specific DNA binding; DNA-binding transcription factor activity, RNA polymerase II-specific. Bases 1 to 495 code for a protein of 164 amino acids. Gene Ontology annotation, biological process: cellular response to stress; response to cytokine; non-canonical NF-kappaB signal transduction. Gene Ontology annotation, cellular component: cytoplasm. The record is from RefSeq and is a predicted model, not a curated record. Lineage: Eukaryota; Metazoa; Chordata; Actinopteri; Perciformes; Liparidae.
AUGCCUAACCCUCCCCAGGUGAGUAACUACGUGGGCGUGGCCCGGGUGGAGGUGCAGCUGGUGUCCCACACGGAGCCCCCCCGGGCCCACGCCCACAGCCUGGUGGGCCGCCACUGCACCGAGAGCGGCACCUGCACGCUGGACAUCGGGCCCACGGACCUCACCGCCUCAUUCAGUAACCUGGGGAUCCUCCACGUCACCAAGAAAGGUGUGGUGGAGGUCCUGAGCCGGAGACUCAGGGACGAGAGGACGAGGCAGAAAGGAGCUGACCACCCCCUCUCAGACUCUGAGGAGACCUCCAUGGGGAAGGAGGCCAAGGAGCUGGUCGAUGGUACCUCCAGGGGGAGGGCUUCACCGAGGGCUCAACCCCAUCUCGUGAGGCGGGUUCAGUGCAGCGGGGCUGUCGGUACGAGGUCCGGGGGUCCAGGUGGUCACAAUUCAGGAAGGCAGUGGCUCAUUGGCGUCGCCGACUUCUCCCGACCUGGUCUCGGAUAG